Molecule: messenger RNA, 888 nt
Organism: Fraxinus pennsylvanica
Lineage: Eukaryota; Viridiplantae; Streptophyta; Magnoliopsida; Lamiales; Oleaceae
Source: the annotation of a GenBank genome assembly
AUGUCGUCAUCAAAUUCUCCAUGUGCGGCAUGCAAGUUUCUCCGGCGAAAGUGCACGCAGGAGUGUGUGUUCGCACCAUAUUUUCCGCCUGAUAACCCUCAGAAAUUUACCAAUGUCCAUAAAGUAUUCGGCGCCAGCAAUGUUGCAAAGCUCCUCAAUGAACUAAACGCCAGCCAGCGCGAGGAUGCCGUAAAUUCCUUAGCCUAUGAGGCGGAGUAUCGCCUUCGCGAUCCAGUGUAUGGCUGUGUUGGCCUUAUUUCCAUUCUGCAACAUAAGCUCAAGCAAGUGCAGCUCGAUUUGGAUAAUGCGAAAAAAGAAUUGGCUCAUUAUAUUGGGCCUUCUGCGAUGUUGCCAAUAAUUAACCACCCAGGAUUGAUGAAUCAGCAUCCGAGCUUUGGGGCCUCGGCGUAUCACGUCAUGCAGUAUAAUAUGCAGUCAAUGAUGGGGGUGCCGGCAGGGCUGCCACAGGAGCAACAGAUUCUUGAGGCACAGCGGUUGGCGGUGGUUGGGGCCGCCAGGGAGCAGGAGAUGUUUAGGAAUUAUGAGCACCAGCAGCAGAAUGUUUUGGUGAGAUUUAACAGUGGUUUUGAUACUACAGGAGGGUCGGUCACCGCCACAGGAUAUAAUAAAUUGAUUCCGGCCACUGCUGCUGCCGACAUGCCGCCUGCCUUGGCCUUGGGAUCUUACGAAGGCAACCCUUACGGUCAUCACAUUCAGCAGCAGGCGGAGGAACAUUUACUUUCUCAUCACCCUCAACAGCUCGAGCUUUUGCCACUCGACCUUUUACUCCAGCAACAGAAUGCUACAAUUCAUCACGAGACACAGCAACUUCAAACAUCAAUGCCACCGAGAGCCAGAAGCGAAGAGGGCAGGAGUAUUGAUCCUUGA